This is a messenger RNA of Funneliformis mosseae, 220 nucleotides long. Lineage: Eukaryota; Fungi; Glomeromycota; Glomeromycetes; Glomerales; Glomeraceae. The record is from the annotation of a GenBank genome assembly.
AUAUAAAGGAAAAUUAGUGGAUCUUAGAACUAAAAAAUCUCAUGAAUCUUAUUUUAUAAAUAGAACUAUAUCUCAAAGAAAAUAUACUAAUAUUACAGAAAUAUCAAAUGAUGAUUCACCUAAUAAUUUGAUAACUUCUUUAGAAGACUUUAUGGAUAUAAAUAAUGGAGAAGAUCUACAAAAAGAGAGUUACAGGUUUUUAGUAAAAAAACAUCAGUAG